Penaeus monodon (black tiger shrimp) is the source of this 909-nucleotide messenger RNA. RefSeq lists its product as uncharacterized. The record is from RefSeq and is a predicted model, not a curated record. NCBI's taxonomy places the organism in Eukaryota, Metazoa, Arthropoda, Malacostraca, Decapoda, Penaeidae.
AAAGGAAAUAAGAAAGAAGAGAAAGCAAAUGAAAUGAACGCAAACAGAAUACAUCAGAUAAGUAUGGAAAUGACUUCAAUCUUGAACGGAUUGGAAUUCCCGAAGUCCAUAAGGCAAGACCAAAUCCAGAAGAUGAAGAGGUUUGGUAAAGAACUUAAGAGCUUGAAGAAGGUUGAGGGCGCAAAACUAGGUGAUGAUGACGGCGCUGGACUAAAAACUCUAGUACAACAACAAAUGGACAGUUUUAGCGAAGCACUAGGAGUAAUGACUACCUAUUCAGAGGAAGUCUCCAGCAAAGUCCAAAUCAUAAAGGAAAUCUCUUUCUUCCAAGAAAUCACGAAUUUCCUGCAAUAUUCCAUACAGUUAUUAGAUUCAGCUAAUGGAAACAGUAGUAGUGAAUCAGGAGGCGUCACAGAAGGAGAUGGAUCAGAUGGAGGCGUCACAAAACUGCAGUAAUGAAGAUAGUGUGUUAUGUGCCUCCCAGCUGCUGCUACAAGCACUACAGCUUGCAGACAGUGAAGGCGGUGCAGCAGAAGGUUCAAACAGUGAAGGCGGUGCAGCAGAGGGUUCAAACAGUGAAGGCGGUGCAGCAGAAGGUUCAAACAGUGAAGGUGAAAGCAGUGACAGUGGCGCUGGCGGUAUGGGCAACAGUACAUCUUUCCGGUAUCAAAACGUACGGGAAAAAAUGCACGGUUUCUCUAUGGCAAUGAGACACUUCGGCAAGGAAGAAAGCGGCUCCUUAGCUACCGCCAAAAGCCUGAUUGGGGAAGCUAAAGUUAUCGCUGAAAAAUUUGUUGGGGAUCUGACAACCGAGUCAAGUUCCAUGACGUCUUUUACCGAUGUGUCUGCACACUAUACAGUACCAGAAGUAACUGUCACCACUUCCUAGUGACAUAAUCUUAAAGUGAU